CAUUUCCCAGUGUCGCAGCUGUUAGCACCAUUUUGUGAUGAACCAGCAGAGGGGACCGAUAGCACGGUGUAGUUAGAUGUACAGGUAGCUAAUCGCCAGUUUCCUCGAGAAUUUAAAUAAUUAAGGGUCUUAAUUGAUAUAAAAAAGAGGGGCUUUUUAUAUAAAUACGACUUUACUGAACGUUUGAUCAGCUAGCUUUUAGAGAUCAGCUGAGUCAGUUAGCUUAGCAUAGGUUAGCUUAGCUUGCGCGUGAUCCAAGCAGCUCCUAAAGCUGCGGCAGAUUAAAUAUUAAAUCCACAGAUUCUCGAAGCAAGUUGUCAAGUGUGAGAAGAAAAUGAGUUCCCCCUCUACUCAAAAAGUCGUGCUGAAAAGCACCACCAAGGUGUCGCUGAACGAGCGCUUCACAAACAUGAUGAAGAACAAGCAGCCGACUGCCGUUAGCAUCCGGGCGACCAUGCAGCAGCAGCACAUGGCCAGCGCGAGGAACCGGCGUCUCGCCCAGCAGAUGGAGAACAGGCCGUCAGUGCAGGCAGCACUGCAGCACAAACAGAGCCUGAAGCAGCGACUUGGGAAGAGCAACAUUCAGGCACGUCUGGGUCGUCCCAUCGGCCCGCUUAUGCGGGGAGGCCUUGGGGGUCGUGGCUUCGGUGUGGCGGGAAUGCGAGGGGCUACACGAGGGCUCAGAGGACGGGGACGAGGAGGUGCCAUGAGAGGAGCACUGGCUCUUAGAGGUCAGCUGAAGGGCCGAGGUGGUCCAGGGCGUCCAGGUAUACGUAGGGGAAUGCGUCAGCGAGGAGGAGCCAUGGGUCGAGGAGCUGCUCUGAUUGGCCGAGGAGCAGCGCGUGGAGGAGCUGGACCACGAGGUCGCGGAGGUCUGCGCGGUCGUGGCGGUUUCCUUGGAAGAGGUCGUGGUCGAGGUAGAGGCAGGGGAGCAGGACGUCCCUCUGUCACCAGGGAACAGCUAGACAAUCAGCUGGAUGCUUACAUGUCCAAAACCAAGGGACAUCUAGACGCAGAGCUGGAUGCGUACAUGGCCCAAGCUGACCCAGAGAGCAUGGAGUGAUCUGUGAAUGUAUACACCGAUAUCUUGUCAACUAGGCAUAUAGUUACAGGCAUUUAUUUCCUGAACGUCCAUUUUAAUCAAAAAUGCUAUUUACACUGAACUUGCUAUAGUGAUGAGAUAUGUGGUGAGAUCUGGAUGUUCUGCCAGAUGUUAAGCUCCUUAGACUUAUUUACUGAUUAGAGCAAAAAAGGAGCACCUUUUACACAGCAUAGGCUCAUUGAGAGUUCACACAGUGCCAAUAGAAAUGCUGGAAAGUGGACAUCGAGCUUUGCCCCUGAAGUGGACCUUCACAAAACAGACUUUUUCCCCUGCGAGUUUUAUUGAAGCUGGACCUGAUGUUAUUAUUAAUAUUGGUCUAUUCUGAAACCUAAUCAGAUUUGUUCUGGCACACGCUGUUCCUGGUUACACUGUGCUACAAACAUUUUUCCCCUUUGUCUCAUUUUAUUGUUUUUUUUUUUUUUUUUUUUUUUUUUUUUUUUUUUUUUAUGGUUUUGAAAUCGGUUCAUGUUAUGACUGCAAUUGUUUGUGUUUAAAAAAAAAAAAAUCCACUACAAAACACCUUGGUCUAUUGUAGUUUAACAACCAUUUUUACUUUGUCUUAAUAAAUAUUGGCCUUGAUGGACAACAAA
Molecule: messenger RNA, 1692 nt
Organism: Tachysurus fulvidraco (yellow catfish)
Lineage: Eukaryota; Metazoa; Chordata; Actinopteri; Siluriformes; Bagridae
Gene: chtopa
Product: chromatin target of PRMT1a
Exons: 6
Coding region: 335-1063 (242 amino acids)
Source: RefSeq, a predicted model, not a curated record